CGGUGGACCAAUUAGACCUAACCAUUGCGAAGUCGGAUCGUGAGCUCUCAUCUUAUGUCCCUUGACCGAGCACGAUCUAAUCCUCAUCGAAUAGUCACCUUGGUGAACAAGGAUCAACUCGACAUUCUUGCCUCUCUUCGAGACUCGGUCAAUGAAGACAAGGCAGGCCUGGAAGCGGACCUUGAACGGCUGCAGAAGCAGAAUAAGGAUCUUGUCGAGAAGAACCGAAUGCAGCUAGAGCAAGUGAAUGUUCUGCUUCUCGAAAAAGUCAAUCUACAGAGCGAAGGAAUAGGCCAACGCGAAAAAAUGCUUCAACGAGAACGAGAUUUUGGCGACCUUCGUGCUUCACUAUCUGGCAAAGAUCUACCGGAAGACAUCAAACAACGUCUAUUGGCUCUACAUGAAGAUAAUGUGAUGUUGAAAGAAUCACUUAAGACCUCCAAUGAAAAGUUGACGAAAGCGAAAACUUUCAUCAAGAAUCAGGACAAGUUGUAUAGAGAGGAGCAAGCUGGCAAAGGUAUUGCAAAUGCUUCUGGCAUUUUCGAAGAAGCCGAAGUUAGUAUGCGGUCACAGAUCAAGAUUCUCGAGGACGAAUUGGAACGCCAGAAGGUUCUGCUGGCUGAAACCAAGAAACGGUACAUGCGGGAGGCGGAAUUGCUGAUGAGUUACAUACACAGUAUGGGCAUGAACACUAUGCGAAGCCAACUAGGGCAGCGUCCUGGGAAAACUGCCUGGCUUACCUCUCAGCGAAACAAUUCCCGUCUUCAACGCACUAUCUAGAGGCUGGUCAUCUAUCGCUUCGUACGGAUAACUAUACCCUUAAUUUUGGAUAUCUACUGUAUGCCUAUGUACAAAACGCACCUAAUAAUAAUAUGCAGUAAUGAGUCUGUGCCGGUGGUCCGGUACAUCAUUUGAG
This is a messenger RNA of Lentinula edodes (shiitake mushroom), 916 nucleotides long. RefSeq lists its product as uncharacterized. Lineage: Eukaryota; Fungi; Basidiomycota; Agaricomycetes; Agaricales; Omphalotaceae. The transcript is spliced from 7 exons. The record is from RefSeq and is a predicted model, not a curated record. Bases 55 to 780 code for a protein of 241 amino acids.